AUCGACGACAUCUCAUACCAAAUUCUGCAACAAAUAAGAGAUAUCAUGUCCACCUUGACUCUGUUGCCUUGUCUCCAUCCAAAAAAGCCUCGAAAUACCCUACGACCACGAUCGCCAACGCGUUAUCGACGACCUCUGACGACUUCCUCUGAACGAUCCUCGACCGUCGACUAAGCCCAUCACAGCAACCCACAUCACAUACGAUUCACCUUCACCAACAAGCACAAGUAGACAGGAAACAAACUCGAAGCCGCCCCGUCUAAAUCUCCCACCAAACCACAACACCCACUAUGCCUUCUGAUACUGAAUCCAUUGAACACCUGGCCGACUACAGCCAUAGGUGGUACGAAGAUCCUCCUACGUCCUCCUCGAGCAAGAAGACGCCUUACGAGCAGGUCGCCAUGUGUAUGUGGGGAGAGACGAACACUUUUUCACGGAAAGGCAAGAACGACCUCAGAGAUCUGCCGGAAGACCACGAUGCCAAUAAUAGUCACAAUCAUACUCCUUCUACCUCUCGACCCGGGACCUCGGUAGCCGGACAAGUACAAGUGACAGGCUCGACGAGUACGAAUACCAAUACCAAUACAAGCACGAACACGAACAGAAAUACCCAAACGAUCUCCAAGUCGAACACAACCGCAAACUCGGCUCAUCCUAAAAAGAAAACCCCACCACCACCUCUAACAACAUCAUCGACCAAAUCACGGACACAGACACAAACACAAACGCCCGCCCCGGGAGAGAAAGCGGUCCACCACUGCGUAGAAUUCUUCCCCUUCGGCGAACCGGACGUCGAAUCGCUCCGCCGGACGCUGGAAGAAGAGAUCAGGCAGACUUUCCACCGGACUACCCGGGAUGCCGAAACAGGUGCAGAUGUAGAUGUGAAUGCGAGGUCGGCCUAUCUGGAGGAACAGCGGCAAGAUGUGGAAUGGAUAGAAGAGCGGAUAGCCGAGUUUCGGAAGAUGGUGGAUGAGUGGGCUGGCACAUUUGCUGUAUGCGGGGGACAAAAGCUGAUUCUCGCUCGGCCGUCGGAAGACACAAAACUCGAUUUUUUAUGGGAACUCAAUAUAGAAGACGACGACCUUUUCCACCUUUCCUGGUCUUACGAUGAGUACGAGUACCAACCUUUAAUCGCCCUCGCUGGAGCCAUGGGUGUGGUCUAUAUCAUCGAACCCGGACUGCAAAGGAUUCGGAGAGUUUUGAAGGGUCAUGGCGAUAGCAUUCUCUCGGUCAAGUUCUCCCCUCGCGCACCUCAUAUCCUUGCGACGGCAUCCGGUGACCGCACAGUCCGGGUUUGGAGUGUCUUUGGUGGUGAUCUCGCAGAAGACCCCGACGUCAACGCUCGAUCACGCAACUACCCGAUGGGCCAGGCGGACGAGGGGGACGCAUGCCUAUUCAUUCUAGCGGGAGAAGGUCCAGCGGGUCAUCGGUGGGAUGUCGUCUCGCUCGCCUUUCAUCCAACAAAGAGGGCGAUCGUCACGGCCGGUCAAGACUAUACCGUGAGGAUCUGGGCAUUACCGGAGUACCCAAAAGUCACGGAUCCGUUCGAAAUCAAGAGGACGCCACCGGGAUAUCAUCCCGAAAUCAUUCAGUUUCCGGUCUUUUCCACCUCGAGGUUGCACGACGAUCCUAUCGAUUGCAUCGAAUGGCUUGCGGACGAUAUCCUCGUAUCCCAAACGAGGAUUACGCUCAUUGUCUGGCAGUGGCUAGGUUUCGCCCGCUAUCUUAACGGAGACAGCAUAGACAAGCCUUUACCACAACGGACGGACUAUACCAACUCUCAUUCGUUUCGGAUCGUGGCCAAAUACGAUCUCGAUGGGGAUACGUGGUACCACAAAUUCAGCGUCCAUCAGGCGUGGGGCGAGCACGAUGAGGAUGCCGUACAUUACGGUCACACUACCGGAUUGUUGCUCGCCUGCAUCGACGGGGACGCAAAACCAGCUCGGAUCUUGCUGUUCAACCCGGCUCAUAUACGAUAUCCGGACCCCGAUACCCUCCGGCCACCCCGGUUCGAUGGCACGAAUACUGAAUGGGAGCCGAUCGACAUCGAGGGGUACGAUCGCGAUCAGGCGACCGUAGCAGCGGGACAGGAACGAGCAUCGACAUCGACCGAAGCUGUCAAGGAAGAGGAAGAGCUCGAAUCGACCGCCAACGCACCUGGCUCGAAACGGUCGUCGGCGCCGCAGAUCCCACGGCUGCUACCUUGGAUUGUCAGGACGCGAGGGUUGAAAUCCGCACAGCAGAGGCGGAGCGGGAACAAGUCGGAUAAGCCGCUGUCUUUGGUAUCCGUAGCUAUCAGUCCGAAGGGUGCAAAGUAUAUAGUUGCCACGGGGCAGUUUGGCGCAAUCGUCUUGUUCCAGCUGAAGCAGAAUUGAUCUUGAUCGAUGUCAUGAACUGAAGCAGAAU
Messenger RNA from Filobasidium floriforme, 2406 nucleotides. Its product is annotated as WD40-repeat-containing domain protein. Gene Ontology annotation, biological process: negative regulation of transcription by RNA polymerase II. The record is from RefSeq and is a predicted model, not a curated record. Gene Ontology annotation, molecular function: nucleosome binding; protein binding. Lineage: Eukaryota; Fungi; Basidiomycota; Tremellomycetes; Filobasidiales; Filobasidiaceae. The transcript is spliced from 7 exons. The coding region runs from base 291 to 2375 and encodes 694 amino acids. Gene Ontology annotation, cellular component: ESC/E(Z) complex.